This is a messenger RNA of Biomphalaria glabrata, 6732 nucleotides long. RefSeq names its product disco-interacting protein 2-like. Lineage: Eukaryota; Metazoa; Mollusca; Gastropoda; Planorbidae. The record is from RefSeq and is a predicted model, not a curated record. The coding region runs from base 127 to 4836 and encodes 1569 amino acids. The transcript has 40 exons.
UUCAUCUCGUUUAAUCUCGCGUUUCUUAGGUGUGGUAAAAUAGAACAAGAUGGCGAAACAGUUAUUUGAUAGAAGCAAAAUGUAAGGAUUGUUAGAUUUAUAAACAUUUUGGAUUAAAUUGAGAAGAUGGCAGACACAGAUGUUGAUGUUUCAAGACUACCAGAAGAUAUACGAGAACGGCUAGCUGAGUUAGAUCUUGAAUUGUCUGAAGGAGACAUAACUCAAAAAGGCUAUGAAAAAAAGAAGUCACGUCUGUUGGCUCCCUAUGUCAAGCAACAGAACAACGAAAGUGGCUCUGGGGCUGGAGCCCCUAGCCCUUCGACAGCAGCCCAACGAAAGGCUCAAAGACGCUUAACAAGGGAGGAUAACCGUUAUCAUUCAGAAAUCCGGACAGAAGCAGUAAUGCAAGCUCUGGCAAUGCAGAGUCGUAAAGUCCCUGUCAUGCCAUUACCUUCUAAGCGCACUUCAGUUAACUAUCAAGGUCAACAUCGCAGAGACAGGCAGGACUCCUCCUCUGAUGAUGAUAGUGUAUUUGAUGAGGAACAGUUAAAGAAUUUCCAACGUGGGGGACAUGCCCGUGACUCUGGUGCCAGCUCCAGCUCCUACUCUGACCAUGGUGCCUCACCUUACCAUGCAGGAGGAAGUGGGGGAAGUGGGCAAGCAGAAAGGCCCAAGAGUGCACAAUACUCCAAUUACAGUAUACCAGGAAACACAGCCCGUCAUGCACUGGCUGAUGUUAUGCAAAAUGCUAGACAUUCCCAUGUUGUGUCAUCCCAACCACCCGAUGUGACUAACAAUGCCAAGAGUACUCGACAGGCAGAUAGAGUGGGAAGAUACAACCAGUCCUCUGUCAGAAUGAAUGCCUCUGGAAAUGUAACCGGAAUGAUAGAUGAAGAUGCACCAGCCCAUGGAAAAGUAUCAGCUAAGAUCCAGCAGCUCUUAAAUACUUUAAAAAGACCAAAAAGAAAACCUUUAAAAGAAUACUUUUUGGAUGAAGAAGAAGCCACGCUGGAAACUCCCUCAACAGAUCCUAAUGCUCCAAAACCUGAGGGAAAGGAGCUUAUACCUCAACAAGGCGACCCUCUUGUGAUUCCAUCAGGUUUGCCUCGUAAUUUAGAAGGAGCGCUACAGAGGUAUGGUUCCUCAACCUACAAAGCUAAUGCCAUCACAGUACUAGAUGCCAAUGGGAAACCUACUUAUAACUUGACUUAUGGCAAAUUGUUGAGCAGAACCCAGAAGAUAGCUUACAGUUUACUGUGUAAAGUUGGACAGAAGGGAGAGCCCAUACGACAAGGGGACAGAGUGGCUUUAGUGUACCCCAACAAUGAUCCCAUCUCAUUUAUUUGUGCAUUCUAUGGAUGUAUCAUGGCUGGUGUUGUACCAGUACCAGUAGAAGUUCCUUUAACCAAGAGAAAUGGAACUUCUAAUGAUGCUGGUGGUGCUGGAGUUGGGUUUUUACUAGGAAGUCUUAGUGUCUGCUGGGCAUUGACUUCUGAGAACUGCUACAAAGGCUUGCCUAAAACAAACAAUGGUGAAGUGGUUACUUUCAAAGGUUGGCCAAGGUUAAACUGGUUCAUCACAGAGAACCUGAGUAAACCUUCCAGGGAGUGGCAACCUCCUGCUAAAGCAUCUGAAGAUGUGCCUGCAUAUAUUGAGUAUGCUUUGAACAAAGAUGGCAGUACUGUGGGUGUGACAGUGCUGAGAAGCACAAUGCUGUGCCACUGCCAGACCCUGACGGUUGCAGCUAAUUAUACAGAAGGUGAAGUGAUGGUUUGUGUAUUGGAUUUUAAAAGAGAAGUUGGUCUCUGGCAUGGUAUUUUAUGUAGUGUAUUUAAUGGAAUGCAUGUGAUAUUUAUUCCCUACUCCCUAAUGAAAGUAGACCCAGCCUCUUGGAUGAAAAUGGUCACUAAAUACAAAGCCACUGUGGCCAUUGUGAAGUCCAGAGAUCUCCAUUGGGGUCUCCUAGCCCAGAAAGAUCAUAAAGAUGUAAAUUUCAGUUCUUUAAGGCUGUUACUUAUUGCUGAUGGUGCUAACCCAUGGUCUCUCACAUCUUGUGAUUCAUUCCUAAGUGCUUUCCAAAGUAAAGGUCUUAGGCCUGAGGCAAUUUGUCCUUGUGCUAGUUCCUCUGAGGCUCUCACUGUUUCAAUCCGAAGACCAGGGAGAACAAGCUCUAGUGCUACUGGCCGGGGCAUUCUAUCUAUGCAGGGUCUGAGUUUUGGUGUGGUGAGAGUGGACAAUGAGAACAGUCUAACCUCACUCACAUUACAGGACUGUGGACAGGUCAUGCCUGGUGCAACAAUGGUAGUAAUAAAGCUAGAUGGACCAGCACAAUUAUGUAAGGCUGACGAAGUUGGCGAACUUUGUGUUAGUUCUGGCUACACUGGCUCCAGCUACUUUGGUCUGCAAGGAAUUACUCAGUCUACCUUCCAGGUUCAACCCAUUCUAGAAGAUGGCAGAGUUCAGACAGACAGGGUCUAUGUUCGAACAGGUCUCAUAGGAUUCCUAGGCCCUGGUGGCUUGGUGUUCGUGUGUGGUAGUAAAGAAGGCUUAAUGCAGAUCUCUGGCCGAAGACAUAAUACUGAUGAUAUUAUAGCUACAGUCCUAGCUGUUGAGCCCAUGAAGUUUAUAUAUAGGGGAAGAAUUGCAGUGUUUUCUAUUAAAGUACUUAAGGAUGAAAGGAUAGUCAUUAUAGCAGAACAAAGGCCUGACUGUACAGAAGAAGAAAGUUUCCAGUGGAUGAGUCGUGUACUCCAGGCUGUAGACAGUAUUCACCAGGUUGGAGUCUAUUGUUUGGCUCUAGUUCCACCAAAUUACUUACCAAAGACGCCUUUAGGUGGCAUCCACCUUCAUGACACUAAAAAGAAAUUUCUGGAAGGCUCACUGCAUCCAGCCAAUGUGUUGAUGUGUCCUCACACCUGUGUAACCAACCUCCCUAAACCUAGAGAAAUACAUCCAGAUGUGAAGCCAUCAGCAGUUCAUGUUGGCAACAUUGUUCAAGGGGCCAGGAUGGCCUGGGCUCAAGGUCGUGAUUUGGGCCUCUCAGAAGAAGAUGCAGAUACAACUAAAAAGCAUCAGUUUUUAACAGAAAUCCUGAGAUGGAGAGCGAUCACUACACCAGACCAUAUUUUGUAUACAAUGAUUAACGCCAGAAAUCAGACCUCAGCUACUUACACUUGCUCUCAGUUACACAAGAGGGCAGAAAAGAUUGGCUGUCUACUUAUGGAGAAAGGCAAAUUGAACACAGGUGAUCAUGUGGCCUUGGUGUUUCAUCCUGGUGCUGAGUUGGUGUCUGCAUUCUAUGGAUGUCUCUAUGUUGGUUGUGUCCCUGUGACUAUUAGGCCCCCUCACCCACAGAACGUAGCCUCUACCCUGCCCACGGUACGAAUGAUUGUGGAAGUGUCCAAGUCUGUGGCCAUUCUCACCAACAGCGCAACAAUCAAGUUGCUCAAAUCAAAGGAAGCUGCAGCUAUUGUUGAUCCAAAAAAUUGGUCCAACCUUUUGGAUACUGAUGAUCUUCCAAAGAGAAAACUAGCCUCUAUCUAUAGAGCACCCACCCCAGAGAUGAUCUGUUACUUGGACUUUAGUGUCUCCACCACAGGGAUGUUGGCAGGGGUUAAGAUGUCCCAUGCUUCAGCUACAGCUUUGUGCAGGGCUCAGAAACUUCAGUGUGAGCUCUACCCAUCUAGGGAUGUAGCUCUUUGUUUGGAUCCAUACAGUGGACUUGGCUUUGUGCUUUGGUGUCUUAGCAGCAUUUAUUCGGGUCAUCAUUCAAUACUCAUUCCGCCAUCAGAGGUAGAAGUCAAUCCUGCUGUCUGGUUGACUGCUGUGAGUCAAUUCAAAGUUCGAGACACUUUUUGUUCCUAUGGGGUGAUGGAAUUGUGUACUAGAGGGCUGGGCACAUCAACAGCAUCCUUAAAGGCCAAAGGUGUAAAUCUGUCUUGUGUGAGAGCAUGCUGUGUUAUUGCAGAGGAACGCCCCAGAAUAUUGCUGACCACUUCCUUCACCAAACUGUUUGCCAGUCUAGGUCUGAGUCCCAGGGCUGUCAGCACAAGUUUUGGUUGUCGUGUUAACAUAGGCAUAUGUUUGCAGGGUGCUUCAUGUCCGGAGACAACCACAGUUUAUGUUGAUAUGAGAGCUUUAAGAAAUGACAGAGUGACUCUGGUGGAGAAAGGAAGUCCACAUUCCUUGUGUCUACUGGAGUCUGGCAAACUUUUGCCAGGAGUUAAAGUAGCCAUUGCAAAUCCUGAAACUAAAGGGCAGUGUGCUGAUUCGCAUCUUGGUGAGAUCUGGGUCAGCAGUCCUCACAACGCCAAUGGUUACUUCACCAUUUUUGGUGAUGAGUCCUUGCAUCAUGAUCAGUUUGACUCCCAGCUGGCAACAGGAGACAUACACACUUGCUAUGCCAGAACUGGAUUCCUUGGAUUUAUUCGUCGCACAGAGCUGACUCAGUCAGAUGGAGAACGUCAUGAUGCCAUCUUUGUAGUGGGUGGCUUGGAUGAAACCAUUAUGCUACGGGGCAUGAGGUACCAUCCAAUAGAUAUUGAAAUGACAGUACAGAGAUCUCAUCGUAAAAUUUGUGAAUGUGCUGUCUUUACAUGGACUAAUCUACUUGUUGUCGUGGUAGAGCUGGAUGGCAAUGAGAACGAGGCUUUAGACCUGGUGCCCUUGGUUACCAACGUGGUUCUGGAGGAGCACUAUCUGAUUGUCGGAGUGGUGGUAAUUGUAGACCCAGGGGUCAUCCCGAUCAACUCCAGGGGCGAGAAGCAGAGAAUGCACCUGCGGGACGGCUUCCUUGCUGAUCAGCUGGACCCUAUCUAUGUUGCUUAUAACAUGUAACCCAUGUCCAUCACUUUGCCCUACAUUUGUACACAGCAUUUCUCUCUCUCAGUACAUCUGUUUAUCUUAACAUACUAAUGUAGUUGUCAUGUAGGUUAGCUUCUAGUACACUACUUAUUAUUCAAGCUCUGAGUUGUCUCAUUAUGUCAUCUUAUAUUUUUUGUUUGUUUGUUUCCAUGAUGGUAAAGGUGAACAUUGCUCUGCUCUGUACUAUUGCUCAAUGUCUCAGUUCAACGCAUUCCUCUUUCUCUUGAAGAAACAUUUUGUAUUUGUCUUUUAUUGACAUCAGGAAUAGAACAACUUUUAAAACAUAACAAAACCAAGCUCUCUACUUAUUAUUAUGUAUGAGGUUAGUGCAGAUGAAGGGGAAAAAUAAUAAGAUACUUGAAGCAAAUCAGUGAUAGCCCAUCAAAAAAAGGCCUCUUGUUAUUUUAUUAUAUUGAUUUUUUUUUAUUGUAUUGGCCUGUGUAACAAAAUAAAGAUCAUUUAUAAUAUUUAUUAAGUGUAUUUACAAUUGUAUACAUAAUUAUCAACCCAGCAAGAACACUUCCACCUUAAUAUAAUCAACUCAGGGUCCAUUUGGUUUAUUAAAGGCACCAACUUAAAAGCAACACCAGCAGCAACACUGUUUGAUAGUUUCAUUUGCAAUUCAUGUAUGUUGGCAAAGUGGACUGGUUUCUGUGAUGAAAACUUUUUUUGUUUUGGUUGAAUUCUUUGAUUUGUACAUAGUGAGUUUCUGUUGUUUAUUUGACCAUACUGAGCAUUAGAUUUGGUUUGAUUGACUUUCUGUGUAGGGCUGAGCUGGGUUUUAGUGUUGUGCUUUGAAUAGUAGUUUUGUUGACUGGGAUUCUUUCAAUAAAUUGUUUUAUCAAACUUUUUUUUUUUUUUUUUUUGAGUGAAAGAAUCUCAAAUUAUAUUUUUUUUUAAAACUACCACUUGUUUUAGUCAUCCCUUCAUGAAUUGAGUUUCACACACUUUCAAGUCCAAAACAGUGGAGAAUAUUAUUAGAAUGUAUUUGUUAUUGUUGCUUGUGAAGUGUGGAGUUGAAUUUCUGAUGAUGUUCGCAUAGUGUUAGAAACCUACACAACCUAGGUUGGUUUUUUUUUUUUUUGAUAAUCACUGUAAUAUGUCUGAAACUUCAGUGGAAUUAUGAUAAUUUCAGAAUGAAAGUUUGACUUGAUACAAAAAUUUUUGUUCACUUAAUGACACUCUGGUUCACCUGACCAAAAUCUUGGUGUCUAAAAGUUUGUUUUGGAAAUCUUUAUGCUGGUCAAUUAAAGUGAUUUAUAUGUUUUGUAUUUGUCUCCGAAAUGUAUGAAAAAAAUUGUGACCCUAGAAUUUUUUUUUUUUUUUCACUUGUCAGUAUGUUUUGCCAAAGACUAACACAGCCUGAUCUUGCACAAGAUGAUCACAUGCUAAUAGUUUUAUUGCUUCAUGCAUUUUAGCAAGGCACUUGCAAAGCAUACCAAUAUGUGGAAAGUGUGUCAUGUCUCUUGAGAUUAUUGUGGUCAAGAUCAGGUGUACACAAGACACUAACUUGGAAUCUCUAUUUUUCAAACAGCAUUUAACUGUUAAGCUUUCACUUUCUAAAGUCAUGUCAUAAAAAAAUUACUAAAUUAUCUCCCUUGAUCCAGUGUCUUUACUAUGCAUAUUGUGCUCUUUCUUUUUGUUUUGCCAUUUAAAAAAAUCGUUUUGUGUCCACUUACAUAGAUCACAGUCCAUAAAUAUGUAUAUAAAUUUGUGUGUUUUUCCCUGUGUAAAAUGUACAUAAUGUUUAUGUUAUAUACGUCAUUCUCUUGUUACUGCAGUUUCUGGUCAGUCUUACGUGCAACAUUUUUGUGUAAUGUACCGGUAUCACAAUAUAUCUGGUGCGAUUCCUCCUUGUAAAUACAAUUU